This is a messenger RNA of Styela clava, 1284 nucleotides long. Its product is annotated as mitochondrial protein C2orf69 homolog. The record is from RefSeq and is a predicted model, not a curated record. Gene Ontology annotation, cellular component: mitochondrion. Lineage: Eukaryota; Metazoa; Chordata; Ascidiacea; Stolidobranchia; Styelidae.
UGGUCUCAAUUUUUAUUUAUUGCAACUGAACUAAAGAAAACAACGAAAGAAAAGUGUCAUUGUGCAUGCGUAUAAACAACACAUUAUUACAUCAUUAUAAUGCAACAAGAAUGAAAGUUGCAGGGAAUUUCAUAUGGGCUACUGACCUCUCUCCCCUCAUUUUAAGAACCACUACGCUAGAUCUGUAAAUUAUAUGACAUUCUUCGUUCACAAAACGUUCAUUUUAUUCAAGAUUUAUAAUGGAGGCCGCAGGAUCUUCAAAAAUGACGAUACUGGAGGAUGUCAGUGGAUUUGAGGAUCGAAAAAAUUCAAUAUUAUACUGCCAACCUACGGGUAUUGGAAAUAACAUUCAAAACAAACAUGAAUCAAAUAAUAAUGUGAUAUUUUUUCCUGGCGAUGUGCAAGAUUUUGUAGAGAAUAUGAAAGAACAUCAUAAUAGCAAAGAAUGGGUAGAGUUUAGCUAUGAAAAAACUGUUGAAUUAUUUUCACAAAAAUUUUCAGGAAGCCAUAUAUGGCUUAUUUCACCUUCAAAGAAAAUUUAUAAAACAUUCAGCAUUUAUAAAAAUUUUGUCAAGAGCGAAGGAUUAUUUGGAAUACCUGAGUACACUGGCGAUUAUAAUGGACUACUACAUCUUCAAAAACUAUUUACAAACGCGCAUGGACUUGUUUUCAAAGACAAAAAUGCUUCUAAAAGUUUGAAUAAUGAUUACACUAUUACUUUAUCAGCUUUUAGCAAAGGCUGUAUAGUCCUGAACCAAUUUUUAUAUGAGGUAGCAGAAUUUUCACGAACUGACAAUCAUGUUGAACAUAAUCAAAAUUCUGGUAAUGUUUUACCAUUUAUCAGUCGCAUUAAAAACCUAUAUUGGCUGGAUGGAGGACACAGUGGUGAAAAAGACAUUUGGGUAAAGGAUAAAGAUGUUUUAAAAAGCUUAAAAACUGGGAAAUGGUGCGAAAAUAUUAAAAUUUUUAUCCAUCUUACGCCGUACCAAGUCAAAGAUAAAAUUCAUCCCUGGAAAGGUGAGGAAGAAGCAGAAUUUGUGUCAGGCUUGACAGAACUUGGUGUCAAUUUUGUCGAAAAAUUGCAUUUUGAUACCGGCGAUGAUGAUGAUGAAAUAAUAGAUAAAGAAGCUUCAUUAAGAAAACAUUUCGAAGUUAUGAAUGUUUUCGUCGGGGAGUAGAACAAAUAAAACAAUGCCCAUCACUGCCCGAAAUGAAUCAUAUGAUCAAAAUAUAAUAUUUAUUUAUUCUGAAAUUUGUGAAAAAUACAAGAUGCCAAUCAAAUCA